AUCACUCUUGUGAACAACUCAAAGCUUGAAUCCUUAGAUGGCGUUCCGCUUGGUCUUACGCUUAGUAUGCACAUUGAAAAUAAUGCGUUACUUGAUUUGAACUGCGACAAUUUAUUUUGGUAUAAACGAAGGAUUCGAGGGAACAAGUCUAACUGUGGCUGCGAGUUGGAUUUUCCACUCACAAGUGCCAACAUUGACGCAGUCUACAAUGAUUGUAGAUUGAUUUUGGGUGAUUUAGUUCUACGUGGACCAGAUGUUCCUUCUGCAGAGGAACUACAUAGAAAAUUUGGCAAUGCUACGAAAUUAAUGGGAGAAUUAGCUAUUAUUGAUACCAGCUAUGUUGAUCUCAACUUCCUAGAGAGCCUGGAAGAAAUGGAGUUAGCAUACGAUUCGGACGGUAAUUUACAAGGAAAUAGAGGGAAACAGCGCCUUGGAACGUUUGGAAUGGCCACUGAGGGUAAGAGUUAUGUAAUUGAAGUUUAUCAAGAUGGUUUAACCGCAGCUGUUGAAGAACCAAUACUUGCUUUUUUCCAAGGUGACUUCGCCAUGGAAAUGGGUUCACAGUACCGCUCAUAA
Messenger RNA from Strongylus vulgaris, 576 nucleotides. Lineage: Eukaryota; Metazoa; Nematoda; Chromadorea; Rhabditida; Strongylidae. The record is from the annotation of a GenBank genome assembly.